Trichoderma virens Gv29-8 is the source of this 4191-nucleotide messenger RNA. RefSeq lists its product as uncharacterized. The transcript has 2 exons. Gene Ontology annotation, cellular component: cytoplasm; nucleus. Lineage: Eukaryota; Fungi; Ascomycota; Sordariomycetes; Hypocreales; Hypocreaceae. The record is from RefSeq and is a predicted model, not a curated record. Gene Ontology annotation, molecular function: inositol hexakisphosphate kinase activity. Gene Ontology annotation, biological process: inositol phosphate biosynthetic process; phosphatidylinositol phosphate biosynthetic process. The coding region runs from base 1 to 4191 and encodes 1396 amino acids.
AUGUCCAGCUCGCCCUCACACGCCGAAAAUGCCGCACAUGCGGCGCUGCUGAGCUCCCGGGCCCUUGCCCAGCCCGACGACGCUGCAGGUGUUGGUUCCGAUGCAGUCGAUGCAGCAGUCGAUCCUGUUACCUGUACACCUGCACCCCCGGCCCCGGGCAGUGAGGCCGCCGCUUCUGCUGCCAGGGAGGGCCUGAACCCGAGCCUGAGCCCAAGCCAAAGUCAAAGCAGCCAGAACCAGGCGGACGGGAGCGGAGCGGACUCACCCUCACCCUCAUCACCCUCUCCCUCUCCCUCACCCUCUCCUCAUCCAGCAGCAGCCGCAACUCAUAUAAAGACUACCCCUAGCGUCGCAGCCCGCCAGCGCCAGCAGGGUCCUUCGCUGCUUUCCCAGGCCCUGGCAUCUGCUCGAGGCAUACUGCGCACCAACUCGUCUCCCAGCCAGCCGGACAAGUCGACCAGGUCCACGCCUGCCACUGCCGCCGUCACUCCUCCGUCAGCCCUCGACCCGAGGCCUGUUCGGUCUUCGCCUGCCACCCCCUGGACUGAGCCGCGAGAUGCAUCAGACUACAUCGACCUCGACGGCGCCUUGACGCGAGGCGAACCGCAAUCCACCACAAUGGCUACCACGACGACUACCAUGACCUCUGCCCUCCCAGUGCGAGACCGUGCUGCUCCCCCGUCCUCGUCGUUCAAAUCCGAGAUCCUGUCCCACGCCAACGAGAUGCUCUUGGAGCACCGCGAAUUCCUCGACCGCACCCGAGGCAGGGCGUCCAUUUCGCUUGACCAUGACUCCAAGCUGUCGGGACUGCCGCACCAACACCAUCCCCUACAUUCCCACUCGCCAACCCCCAACGACUCAAUGACACCCACCAACGGCAGCUACACUAGUGCUGUAUUAUCCCCUGACCGCUCCACCGAUGCGGGAGACGAAACUGAUUCGCAAGACUCGCACCAUGAGCGUCACAAGGCCACCGAGAAGACGGAGAAGAUUUGGUCCAUUGGUUCUGGUGAUGGCAGCGAAGAGGAUGGUCUGGUGGAACAGUCAGUCGCCGAGGCCAUUGCGGGGGUUGAACACAAUGCACGCAGUCGCAAGUCCAGCUACAGCUUGCGCUUCUUCAAGGAGGGACUCCCCCCGGACGACAAGGCACGGCGCAAGGAGGCCAGAGGCUCGCAUCGCGAUAAGCAUGUGUCUACGAUAGACGAGGAACCCACUACUUUAACCGAGAAACAGCCACUAGAACAGUCGCACAAAACCACAAAGGCAACACCAGCUGCAGACGCAAGAGAGCCCGCAAAACUAACUAGGACCGAGUCUUUUCCAGCACAGGUGUCUGAUUCAUGGCCCAUUGUCGCCUCGCCGCUCGAAGAAACCAGCUUCGCUGCCCAGCAAAAGGAGCAAGGUGGCGAAGCCUCUGCACAGCAAUCAUCUCUUCAUCAUAACGAAGCCAAGCUGGAGCCACCGCUUCAUCAAGAGGUGGGGCCGGACACGGCUCAAGACGCCGAAGUGGAGAAGCUGCGGACGUCACAUGACUCCGAGGUCGGUGUUUUGGAGGCUUCCGGCCACAAGGAUGGAGGCGCAGCUGUGGAUGCCGAGGCUGAUGUCAAAGCCAAGACCGAUGAUGCUGAGAUCAAAGCUGACGCCGAAGCCGUUGAACAGGGCCGGGCUGGCGGUCGUGUUAAUGGCCACGCUAACGGCAAGGCCCAUACCGACUCUGACGCAGACACUGACCUAGAAGCAGAGGCCGACGAGUCUGGUGAAGAAAAGAUUGCGUCCGCCGUGUUCCACCCCCAUCAAGAGCUGGAUGACGGCCGUGCAAGUGUGAGUGAGGGUAGUGACAAUGAUGUGGUGCGACGGCCGAGGUCGCGCUCGCAGACUAAGAGUCAUCCCUGGCUAGUCAAGGCCGACGAGCCUGAGCCCGAGAUUGAGAAUAAGGAUGAGAGUUCCUACCAGGUUUCGCAUGUUGCCUCCCGUGAGAGCCUUGUUUCACGUCGUGCAGAGGCCCCGGCAGAGGUCCAUGUCCCAACCGAAGCUGCCGUGGAAGCUGAGAAUGAAGUGAACCAAGUUACCCCUACUAAAACCCGAGCCGUGACCCAUCAUGAAGACCAUGUCCAUGACCACCAGCAUCAGGCCCGUCGACCCCUAGAGGCCAUUGAACUCAUCCCAUACAAGCAUCAGGUCGGCGGCCACAAUACGCUGUGGCGAUUCUCUCGCCGAGCCGUCUGUAAGCAACUCAGCAACCGAGAAAACGAAUUCUAUGAAACCAUUGAACGAUAUCAUCGUGAUUUGCUGCCAUUCCUUCCUCGGUACAUUGGAGUGCUGAAUGUGACAUUCCAGAGGAAGCCUCGGAGAAAGAGCACCAUUAAAAAAGACGAGACGGCGGAUAAGCGCCAGCCGGAGUCAAAUGGCAGCAACGAGGCUGGGCAGACGGCGACCACCCCUGCGCGGGUUAUUAGCCAAUCACUUGCCAGCUCCAACAUCCCCAUUCCCACUGUAACAUUCGACGAUAAUUGGCACAUUCUUCCUCGCAACCUUCUCCAGCCAUCGCCCGUAUUGGACCCGGCGCACCGCCGGAGCACAUCGCUCUCCAAGAUAUCGUCCGCGGCGGCCGUCUCGGCUAAGGUGCCGGUGCGACCUACCUUGGAAGAGCGCCCCAACAGCUGGGGAGCAACGACGGUGAACAAGCGACUGCGCAACGAGGUGUUCAACGACGCAUUCCUUAAGCAGCCAAUCGAAGUUCAGAAACACCGGCGCCCAUAUCAGCGACCUGUUCCUCUACCAAAUCUCCAGCGACUGCUCCGAACUAGCAAUUCAGACCCCAGCCUUGCUGAGAAUCUUGUUGGCAAUGCGGAAAGCAGACCUAUUGUAGCCAGCCCUCUAAAGCCACUGACUCCACUUGUACCGCAGAUGAGCGAUCCCGGAUCCCAGGUCGACCGUCUAUCAGCGGAGCAGCGAGAUGAACCUGUUGAGGUCAAGGACGUCACGGGUACUAGUGCUCCCGAACCAGAGACAUUGACGAACAACCCCUUGCUCGCCAAAAAGAAGCGCAGGUAUUCUGGAAGCGGGCUUCGACGCAAGCCACAGGAUGUUCGAGACUCAAGGGGAGAUCUCAAGUAUUUUGAGGAGGCGGAUGAUGCUGAUUACAAGCGCGAACACGACGGCGACAACGGCGGUGAGGGUGUUGAAGGGGGUUCGCCAAAAACUACUACUACUGCCAACUCUGCCAACGAAUCCCUCGAAAAGGUUGUGGCUGCUACUACAGCUGAUUCUACAUCUACCACCACCCAGGAGCCUGAUUCUACCGAAAGCUUGACGACAGUCCAACAGGCCCUGCAGCAUCCGUCAGUGGAAUUUGCGCCGGUGCUUCGACCGAACAAUCCCAAGGAGGCCAAAACUCAGCGUGACAGGGUGGAAUACUUUUUGCUCUUGGAAGAUCUCACAGCUGGCAUGAAGCGACCGUGCAUGAUGGACCUCAAAAUGGGAACGCGCCAAUAUGGUGUUGAGGCGUCUCCUAGCAAGCAGAGAUCCCAGCAAGAAAAAUGCAGGACGACGACUUCGUACGAGCUCGGAGUGCGCAUCUGUGGACUGCAGGUAUGGAACGCCAAGACACAGACGUAUGACUUUCAGGACAAGUAUUUUGGCCGAAAAGUCCAAGCCGGCAAGGAGUUCCAGGCCGCUCUCACCAAGUUCCUCUAUAACGGCGUCGACUUGCACUCCAUCCUCCACCAUAUCCCGGUCAUUCUGAGGAAGCUUUCCCAGCUGGAGCAGAUUGUCAGCGAGCUGCGUGGCUACCGCUUCUACGCCGCGAGUCUGCUCAUGUUCUACGACGGAGAUGCCUCAGACGAGAAUGGAGGCUACGAGACGGCGUAUGAUUCCAUGACGGACGCUGCGACGGAUACCGAAGAGACUGUCCGGAAGAAGAGAAAUAAGCGUGAGAUUGAUUUCAAGGUGGCAGACUUUGCCAACAGCCUCACGCCGCUGGACAAGGUGGAAGACAAGCCGUGCCCACCCCAGCAUCCUAAUCAACCGGAUCCCGGCUUCCUCAAAGGGCUGCGAAGCCUGAGGAAGUACUUUUUGCAGAUCCAACGAGACACCAGAGCCGAAUUGGGGCUUGAUCCCCGCGGAUGGAGCUCGUCCCAAGGCUUUGAUGCCAUGGACGAUGAAGAAGACGAUGGAAUGAUUAGUGUAUAA